Thyridium curvatum is the source of this 984-nucleotide messenger RNA. RefSeq lists its product as uncharacterized. The transcript has 2 exons. The record is from RefSeq and is a predicted model, not a curated record. Gene Ontology annotation, molecular function: methyltransferase activity. Gene Ontology annotation, biological process: ubiquinone biosynthetic process. Lineage: Eukaryota; Fungi; Ascomycota; Sordariomycetes; Thyridiales; Thyridiaceae. The coding region runs from base 1 to 984 and encodes 327 amino acids.
AUGGCCGCGCGACCGCUCCUCCGGUCCCGGGCCCUCCGGAGCCUCUCCUCCGCCCCGGCGAGGAUAUCCCGACCCUUUUCCGCAAGCACCACGCGCUGCCUCCAGCAGCAGCAGCAGCAGCAACAGCAGAAUGCGACCACCAGCUCAGGCAGCAGCCCCGGCGAGAAGACGACGCACUUCGGCUUCGAGACCGUCACCGAGUCGGAGAAGACGCAGCGCGUCGCCGGCGUCUUCACCAGCGUCGCCGAGUCGUACGACAAGAUGAACGACCUCAUGUCCUUUGGCUGGCACCGCAUCUGGAAAGACCACUUCGUCACCUCGCUCUCCCCAGGCCUCUCCUCCCCGUCCCACCCGCAGGCGCCGCAGCACAUCCUCGACAUCGCCGGCGGCACGGGCGACAUCGCCUUCCGGCACCUGCACCACGCGCACGUCCUCAACGCCAACCCCAACGUGGCCGUCACCAUCUCGGACAUCAACCCGGCCAUGCUGGCCGUCGGCCGCCAGCGCGCCGCCGAGCGCCUGCCGCUGGCCUCCCAGCGCGCGGCCCUCUCCUUCCUCGAGGCCGACGCCACCGACCUGCGCGCCGCCGGCGUCCCCGACGCCUCGGUCGACCUGUACACCGUGGCCUUUGGCAUCCGCAACUUCACCGACAUCCCCGCCGCGCUGCGCGAGGCCUACCGCGUGCUCAAGCCGGGCGGGGUCUUCGCCUGCCUCGAGUUCAGCAAGGCCGACGCGCACCCGCUCUUCAACGCCGUCUACAAGCGCUGGUCCUUCAGCGCCAUCCCGCUCAUCGGGCAGCUCGUCGCCGGCGACCGCGACAGCUACCAGUACCUCGUCGAGAGCAUCGAGAGGUUCCCCAGCCAGGAGCAGUUCCGCGACAUGAUUGUCGACGCCGGGUUCGUCGUCGGCGGCACCGGGUACGAGGACCUGACCGGCGGCGUGGCGGCUAUACAUAAGGGUGUCAAGCCCAUCGAGAGGAAGUAA